Molecule: messenger RNA, 747 nt
Organism: Meloidogyne enterolobii
Lineage: Eukaryota; Metazoa; Nematoda; Chromadorea; Rhabditida; Meloidogynidae
Source: the annotation of a GenBank genome assembly
AUGAUAAGAAGUGAUCUUCGUUCACAUUGUGAAGUUGUUGAGGAUGAAGAAGGGGAAGAGGAGCUUUCUGCAGACAAACCAUUCGCAUGUUUCUGCAAGAAUCGAGAUUAUUGCAAUAAAAAUAGUGUUGCUGAAAAGCUCGAAACAGAAAAAGUGCCAUUAUAUACAUGUGUUUGUAAAGGCGAUCAUUGUAGGGACAAAACAAAGUGUGUCGGUGAAUUGUGCACUUAUGUAGUCAAUCACAAGACAGGUGUAACCGAGCAGGGUUGCGUGAAUGCAUCUGUGCCGUUAAUUGAACGAAGAAGUGCUGGGGCAUGUACUAUUCCACCAAUAACUGGAGCUAUGCAUCGUUCAGUGUCCAAAUUACCCGAUGAACUGUUGUAUACAGAAUCUUGUGUUUGUGAGGGCAAGAACUGCAAUGCUAAAAAACCAAAAAUCCGAGUGCCAGAACGUUCCAGAUGUGAAGCAAUGGUACACGUUGAUGUAAUGGGUCAUAAUAUGACUAGCAAAAGUAAUGCCAAAUGCACAGGAGAAUUUUGUUUUAAAGUGGAAAUUCGUUCAGAGAUUGGGAAUAUGAAAGAAUAUAGAUCGAUGGGCUGUGCUUCAUUUGUUGAUAAAUCAGUACUCCCAGAAGAAUUAUCACCUACUGGAUGUGCCAGUUUUUCUUCAGAAAAAUUAUUUGUUGAAGCUUGUUUUAGGGUAAAGAAAUUUUUCUCAGUAAGACCUCAUUAUAGGAGACCUUAUUAG